Messenger RNA from Hordeum vulgare subsp. vulgare (domesticated barley), 2448 nucleotides. RefSeq lists its product as uncharacterized. Bases 1 to 2448 code for a protein of 815 amino acids. Gene Ontology annotation, molecular function: zinc ion binding. The transcript is spliced from 11 exons. NCBI's taxonomy places the organism in Eukaryota, Viridiplantae, Streptophyta, Magnoliopsida, Poales, Poaceae. Gene Ontology annotation, biological process: regulation of DNA-templated transcription. The record is from RefSeq and is a predicted model, not a curated record.
AUGGUCGUGCCGGGCGGAAAUCCGACAACCCCCGCCGCGAAGGCUCGCGCUCCGGGCGCUAAGGCUGUUGUGCGAUCUCGGCCGUCGGUGGAGAAGGUCACCAAGGCCGCGGGCGUCAAGAGGAAGAGGAUUCAGGCUCCUCCUUCAUCCUCUCACUCCAUCCCGGAAACAGAUGCCCCGGCGAUGCCGUUCAACGGUGUCGCUCCCCCCGCAAGCGAGGUGUUCGACGAAAUGGCCGGAAGGACAAGAUUGCCCAACAUAGCUAUACUUAGCACUUAUGGAAGCUAUCUGCUUGGCAAUCAGGCGAUACCAUACAGCAACCAGAACUGUGGUUUCCCGUUUGGUGAAUCGAGCAAAGUGCCUGGUACAUUGCAUAGACUGUUGUUGGAUGAUGAAGUUGCUCCUAAUAUGCAUAACAUGAGAGGCAUCAAUGAAGACUGCAUGAGUAACAACAAUCCACAACAGAUGGAUGAAUGCGCACAUCUGUUUCUUGGGGCUUCAACAAGCCAUUUUACACAAACAUCAACGAAUCAGUCUCCUGGAAUGCAGAUCAUGAACAUGACAAGUGACGCACCUAUGUCUUACUUGCAAAUGAUGUUUGCUGCUGAUCAAGAGGGUGCAAAGUAUGCAUUAUCUCAAUCCCAAGAAGAUCGGCUACUUCGUACUGAGAAUGAACUGUUCAUGAUAACUGGGCGAUAUGGAACAGUAACAUCGGAGGAUCCAAUGCAAACAAAUGCUCAAACAAUAGCAGGUACAUCGGAAGUUGACAACAAUCAAUGUCAAGAACAGUUCCCUGAAUAUCCAAAUUUUGAAAGCCUGCAAGAUUUGAAUUUUGACAAUGAACAACCUGAUGAAGCAGUAGAAUGCACCUCUGACCAGUGUCUUGAUGAAGAUGAUACAGACAGUGAAUCAGGAGAUGAGCUUUCCCUUGGGCAUAAAGGAAAAAGUUCUGCUAUGGAUGUUCAUAAUGUUGGAGAAAAAGAAUACACUGAAAUUGGGAUCGAAAAAGAACAACUAACACAAGAUGACAUCCUUAUGUUCCUUGAAGAUGAAAGUAUUGCUGCGGCUCGUACAUGCAGCCAGGAAGCAAGCAAGGUGUUGUGUAUUUUCUGGGCUGAUGGAUAUGCAAGAAAGAUGUACGACUUGUAUGGUGAUUGCUUGAGCUUUGACACAACAUUCAAGAAAAACAGAUACAAUCUACCAUUCGCUCCUUUUGUUGGCAUCACAGGUCACAGUCAGAAUUGUUUGUUUGCUUGUUCAAUAAUUGAGAAUGAGACAACUGAUACAUUUAAGUGGUUGUUUGAGACAUUCCUUCAUUGCAUGGGAGGCAAAGCUCCUGUCACAAUAAUCACAGAUGAAGAUGCAGCCAUGAAGACGGCAAUUCCUAUGGUUUUCCCUAAUUCCGUUCACAGACGAUGCCUCUUCCAUGAGGAAAAAUGCCCUAGGACUUUCGCAACAAAGGGGAAAAAAAGGAAGAGAUUUGUUCCAGUCUACUUCAAAAAGAAUUUUUUUCCCUUCAUUCAUUCUACUGCACGUAGUGAGGGGACGAACGCCGUUUUCAAGGAUAACAUCACUUCAACUCACAGUGUCAUAUCUUUCUUGGAAGAAUAUCAAAGGAUUUCUCAAAACAUUCAAGACAAUGAGCGACAGCAGGACUCGAUAACAAGAACAACUCAACCAACUUUCUGGGCUCACAGUGAACUUGAGAUUCAGGCAGCAACAAUGUAUGAAGUGUACAAGACAGAAAUGAUGGCUGCAAAAGAUUUCAGACAAAGAAGGUUUCUAGUUGAAGUCAACAUGCAACAACAGGAAUUUAGUUGCAUAUGUGCUAAAUUCUUGAAGGAUGGAAUUCUGUGUAGUCAUGUCCUUAGGGUUCUUUCUCAUCUUAACAUGUCAAAGUUGCCUCAAAAAUAUUACAUUGACAGAUGGAUGCCAAAAGAUGAAAAGGACAUUCGAGACAAGCGUUUUAAUGUGCCUAUUGACCUAACUGCUGGUAGUCAACACUUAAGGUACACACUUCUAUCUAGCAGGUUAAAUGAGAUGGCUUCUGAUGGUGCCUCAACAAAUAGGAAAUAUUUGUAUGUUGUUGGAGAGAGUGAGAGAGUGCAACAAAGGUUGGAUGAUAUGACUAAGGAAGAUGAAGCUGCUAAAGGUCAGAAAACACAUGAUGGGCACACAAAUGUGGAAGAUUGCUGUACAGGCCCACAUCCAGAUGGUUAUGGGGACAACUUGCAAGAUCCUGAUGUUGCUGUUUCAAAAGGACGUCCACAAACAGGGCGAUACAAGACAUUCAUGGAAACUUUAAUGGCCAAGCAAAAGAUUCAUUGUAGCCAUUGUGGUUCUGAAACACACAACAUUGCUACUUGCACAGCGCGCAAUGAUAGUAUCAUCCAGCCAAAAGGACAAAACGUCCCAAGAAAACGUGCAUCAGGUGUAGUAGAAAAGUAG